This is a messenger RNA of Rangifer tarandus platyrhynchus (Svalbard reindeer), 735 nucleotides long. The record is from the annotation of a GenBank genome assembly. Lineage: Eukaryota; Metazoa; Chordata; Mammalia; Artiodactyla; Cervidae.
AUGCUUUUGUCACAGAACAUGACAGAUAAUCAGACCCAAACAAUGGAUUUAUUAAGUGAUCUAGAAAAUAUCUUGUCAAGUAACCUACCUGGUCAGACGCUGGACAAUCAUAGUCUUUUGUCUGACACCCAGCUCCCAUCUGGCCCAACCCAGAAUCCUGCAAUUGAUUUUGACAUCGAAGAGUUCUUUUCAGCCUCAAAUAUACAGACACAAACCGAGGAGAGUGAGCUUAGCACCAUGACCACUCAGCCAGUCUUGGAGUCACUGGACAUAGAAACCCAAACUGACUUCUUCCUUGUAGACCCUUCUGCCCAGGCCUACAGUUGUAGGGGGAAUUCUAGCUUCUUAGGCCUUGAGAUGUUUGACAUGCAGACACAGACAGACCUGAACUUCUUUUUAGACAGUAGCCCCCGUCUGCCACUGGGAAGUAUCCUGAAACACUCUAGCUUUUCCAUGAGUACUGAUUCAUCUGACACAGAGACCCAGACUGACGGAAUCUCCACUGCCAAAAACCUGCCUGCCCUGGAAAGCAAAGUUCAGUUGAACACUGCCGAAACACAGACCAUGAAUUCUGGCUUUGAAACUUUGGGGAGCUUAUUCUUCACCAGCAACGAAACUCAAACAGCAGUGGAUGACUUUCUUCUGGCCAGUCUGGCCUGGAACACGAUGGAAUCUCAGUUCAGCUCUGUUGAAACCCAGACGUGUGCAGAACUACACCCAGUCUCCAACUUCUGA